Molecule: messenger RNA, 2277 nt
Organism: Colossoma macropomum (tambaqui)
Lineage: Eukaryota; Metazoa; Chordata; Actinopteri; Characiformes; Serrasalmidae
Gene: nxn
Product: nucleoredoxin
Exons: 8
Coding region: 180-1436 (418 amino acids)
Molecular function (GO): thioredoxin-disulfide reductase (NADPH) activity
Source: RefSeq, a predicted model, not a curated record
UCAGCGGCUCGUGCCCACGCGCUCCGCACCGUCGGUGCUCUUCACGGAAAAAAUAUACAGGGGUACCGUCUUCGGUUUUUGUGGCUUCCUCUGAGCCUCUCGGGUUUUUCUCCAGUUCAGGUUACUGGGUCUACCGGCGGCGUUAACCGUUCGUCCGUCCCAAUCCGGAGAGACAGACCAUGUCGGAGUUUCUGGUGAAUCUGCUCGGAGAGCGGCUCGUCAACGGCGAGAAAGCCGAGGUGGACGUGCAGGCGCUGGGCAGCGGGCUGUCUCUGCUCGGCCUCUACUUCGGCUGCAGCCUGAACGCUCCGUGCAGGCAGUUCAACGCCAGCCUGUGCGAGUUUUACAGCAAGUUCAAGAAAUCCUCGGAGCACAAAGACAAGCUGGAGAUCGUCUUCAUCUCCUCGGAUCAGGACCAGAAGCACUGGCAGGACUUCUUGCAGGAGAUGCAAUGGCCGGCUUUGCCUUUUAAAGACAGACACAAAAAGAUGAAGCUGUGGAACAAGUACAAGGUGACCAGUAUUCCCUCGUUGGUGUUUAUUGAUGCAGCCACAGGGAAGGUGGUGUGCCGAAACGGUUUGCUUGUGGUGAGAGACGAUCCUAAAGGUUUAGAGUUCCCCUGGGGUCCAAAGCCGUUUGCAGAGGUCGUGGCCGGACCCCUGCUCCGGAACAACAGGCAGACGACAGACAGCAGCACCCUGGAGGGCUCCUAUGUGGGGGUGUACUUUUCUGCGCACUGGUGUCCUCCAUGCCGCAGUCUGACUCGAGUGCUGGUGGAGUCCUACCGCAAAGUGAAGGAAUCAGGACACAAGUUUGAGAUUGUAUUUGUGAGUGCAGACAGGUCAGAAGAUUCCUUCACGCAGUAUUUCAGUGAAAUGCCUUGGCUGGCCGUGCCGUACACAGAUGAAGCCCGGAGAUCCCGCCUCAACAGACUCUACGGCAUACAAGGCAUCCCCACACUGAUCCUGCUGGACACGGAGGGUCACAUGAUCACGCGGCAGGGCCGAGUGGAGGUGCUGAAUGACCCAGAGUGUCGGCUGUUUCCAUGGCACCCAAGGCCCGUCCUGGAGCUCAGCGAGUCCAACGCAGUGCAGCUCCAUGAGGGACCCUGCCUCGUACUGUUUGUAGACGCAGAGGAGGAGGGUGAGUUGGAGCCGGCCAAGGAGCUGAUCCAGCCAAUCGCAGAGAAGAUCAUGGCCAAGUACAAGGCCAAGGACGAGGAAACCCCGCUGCUGUUUUUUGUGGCUGGAGAGGAUGACAUGAGCGACUCUCUGCGAGACUACACCAACCUGCCAGAGGCAGCACCACUGCUGACCAUCCUGGACAUGUCGGCCCGUGCCAAAUACGUCAAAGACGUGGAGGAGAUCACGCCGGCUGUGGUGGAGCAGUUUGUCAGUGACUUUCUGGCUGAGAAGCUCAAACCGGAGCCCAUUUAAAGUAGAAAAGAAACCCUGGACAGCACUACACUUCCCAUCAGUCCCCUGACUCCCUUUUCUUCCCCUUCCUCCUGUGAGACUGUUUAAGAGAAGCCUCACUUUGUACUGACAUUUUCCCCUUUUUUAAAACAAAAGUCCCACCCCUUCUUCCUGGAGUCCUUCUCCUCUCCUGUGGUGCCUUGCAUUUACAUCCUGGAUGGCAAAAUUCAUAAUUCAUACAACCAAGAUUUUUUUUAUGUUGCUUUUUUUUGGCAUUUCAUUCAUAGAACCUCAUAAAGUAGAUGAGAAACCCCACAGCUGCAGCAGACUCAGAACUACGUUUUAUUGCUUUUAUUUUAUUAAUAAGACUUAGCUUUUAUUUCCAGAUACUGCUUUAAAGAAGAAUAAAGUACAUAAAGUGUAUUUCUGAGGAACGGCAUGUUCCUCCAGUUCACCUGGCUCCAUUCACUAGGCUGUAGUUCUCUCCUUAUGGGUGCUGAUUAUUAUGCAUACAUGGACAAACUGAUAUCUCUGUAUAGGAAGCGUCUCGAAGAGUCAGUCUAUUCUUUUGCGUGGCAGCCGUUUUUAUGCAGCUAUUAUUGAUCCAGAAAUGGACUUCAGUCCUUCUUCUUGUUGAUAUUUGAUGUAAUGAUGUAAUAUGACUGUUUUCCAUCUUUGACACGUUUUAAGUGGAUUUUCUGUGAAGGUCCCCUCUAUUAAAGCAGUCUGAUUUUUGGAGGCACAGAAUAGCAUUUAAUAGCACGUUUCCAUAUUAAGUGUAGGCGUUUAGAGUGCACACAGCUUCUGUCUCUCCUUCGUUGUGUUUCUGAUGAGCCCUGGCCAUUAAAACUCACUGUCUAGC